Molecule: messenger RNA, 1539 nt
Organism: Daldinia loculata
Lineage: Eukaryota; Fungi; Ascomycota; Sordariomycetes; Xylariales; Hypoxylaceae
Exons: 1
Coding region: 342-1181 (279 amino acids)
Molecular function (GO): protein binding
Source: RefSeq, a predicted model, not a curated record
AGGCAGGUUGUUUCUAGUUAGAUGAGACACUAAGACAUCAAGUAUGUUAAAGACAACAUAGCAAUACCCCCAGGCAACCUAGCAGCAAAGAACAAUAUACUAUACCGUCCCGUAUAUAUAAUCGUAGUAAUCCACCACUAUCUACUAUUAUCUCCCGCCCUACCAAAAAACGAUACAUCUAGUUCCUGGAACUAUAUUGCACAAACUUAGAGAAUCAAUGGCAUAUCCGAACCGCGCAAGCAUGGAUAAGAACAACACAAAUUUAGAAGGUGAGAGUUACACAUAAGCUAAAGUCUUCCUAGGAAAAUCGCUAAAACCGUGAAGAUGCCACCCCGUGGGGAAUGGUUGAAGUUCGCCAGCUAGCUUCCAUCGGCGAAGCGAUAUUCGCAAAAGUUAACAUCUCCCGCGGAACGCGUAUUGCUGCUGAGACUCCAUUGAUCACAGUACCACCUAUCAAAUCUAUCAAUGAAGAGCUAUGGGAGUUGUGCAGCGUUGUCGACGGAAUGACGAACAACGAAUCCAAGGAGCUAGAACAGUUACCUUGCAGUCACAAGGUGACAGAUGCUAUUAGAGAAAGAGGCUUUGUCGAUAACCGAGUUUGGUGCUUCUACAAGAGUAGGAAGUUGAAAAAUAGCGACGGAAGUUUGCUCAAGGGGAAAAAGCUGCGGAUAAUAGUUAACAAAACAAUCAAUCGCUGCAUCAUCUACCUCGUCAACAAUGUUCAGCUAGGACCUGAUGGAAAAUACGGCUCGGGUGUUUUCCCCCUAUAUACCCGGAUCAACCAUUCCUGCGUCCCUAACGCCUAUAACUCUUGGAACCCGACUUUAGAGCGGUUGACUAUACAUGCGAUCCACGACAUCAAAGCUGGCGAACAAAUAUUCGUAGAUUACAUUGGCAACACAUGUCGAACUCGCAAACAACGCGGCCUCUCAUUGUAUACCGCAUGGGGCAUCACUUGCAACUGCGCGGCUUGUACCGAUGAUGCACUUGAUCAGUUACGGUAUCGCAUGCUAGUCCUCGAUCAAGCCCUAGCAGCAUACGAGUGCGGCGUGUCCGAAGAAGCACAUCUCGAGGGCAUUCCCAAGCUCGAGACAACCAAGCAAGCCCUCGACGCUGCAGAGGAACUCGUAAGACUUCUCAAGAGACAACGGUUAUGUGGUAUGGAGCUCUGUAAAACGUAAGUACCUAACCUAGUGCUUGAAAUUUGAUUAUUAGAUGUUCUGUUUUGCAGUACUUGGAAAGUGACGAUGGUAAUGAACUCAUGAUAAUAGGCUUCGCGAAUGUUCGAGAUACGCGUUUGAUAGCGGGGUUUAUAACAAGACUUCGAAGUAUGCACACAUGGAGCUAAAAUAUGAGACGUUGCUUAUCGGUGAGGAAACUCAGCAUCUCAAAGAGGAGCUCUAUGGCGCGAAAUAUUGGGUGGAAUACAUAGAUAAAGAAGUCAAGUCAUGUCUUUUAAACCUAUGAAGGGUGGCUUUUAAGAGUGAAGUUGUUGGAUUAUGCUAAGAAUGCCAAGAGUACCUAUAGAACUGCAUAUAG